Messenger RNA from Thecamonas trahens ATCC 50062, 1578 nucleotides. Its product is annotated as glucoamylase. Gene Ontology annotation, molecular function: glucan 1,4-alpha-glucosidase activity. Gene Ontology annotation, biological process: polysaccharide metabolic process. NCBI's taxonomy places the organism in Eukaryota, Apusomonadida, Apusomonadidae. The record is from RefSeq and is a predicted model, not a curated record. The coding region runs from base 14 to 1552 and encodes 512 amino acids. Gene Ontology annotation, cellular component: fungal-type vacuole. The transcript is spliced from 2 exons.
AGUCACGUGCGCCAUGCAAGCGAGGACGACGAUGGCAACGGUAAUGGGAGUGGUGCUGGUGGCGCUGGUGGCGGUGGUGAGCGGGCAGAACUGCUCGCUCCCUGACAGCGACAAGGUCAACUGUGGGCAUGUGGGGACGACGCAGGCCGAGUGUGGAGCACACGGCUGCUGCUGGGCGCCUGAGGGCAAGAACUCGGGGACGCCGUGGUGCUUUUAUCCGGCGGGUGGGCCUGUGCCUGGUGGUGCGCCGUUUAACGCGACCGAGGUGGCGAUGAUGCGUGGGUUCAUGCGGGCGAACCUGAAUAUUGAUAACCUGGGUGGCGUUGUUGCCUCGCCGGAUCGCAACACGCCAGGUGGAACGUACUACUGGAACUGGGAGCGCGACGCGGCGCUGUCGAUGCGGAUGUGGUACGAGCACUCGGACGACUCGGCAAGCAACCUGGCGGCGAUGAUGGACUCGUACGUCCAGUGGGUGCUUCGGGCGCAGAACCAGGUUGAUCCGAAUGGAAUUGAUAUCCGUGCGGAGCCCAAGUAUCAUCUGCCCAAUGCCAACGUGUUUACCGGAGGAUGGUGCCGGCCGCAGGAUGACGGGCCGGCGCUGCGGUCAACGACGCUCAUUCUGUUUGCGACGGAUCUGCUGGCGUCCAACUCGAUGAGCUACGUGGCCAAGUACCUGUGGACCGGCUCUGAGAGCCAUUAUCACGGUGGGGCCAUCAAGUAUGAUCUUGACUAUGUGGCAGCCAACUGGGCGUCGGACACUUGCGAUCUGUGGGAGGAGCUGCGGUCGAACGACUUUUUCUGGAACCGGUACAACUACUACCGGGCGCUGGUGGAUGGUGCGGCGUUUGCGACCAAGAUGGGUGACUCUGAGUCUGCGGCGACGUACUCUGCGGCGGCGGGCAAGGUACUUGCGGCGCUCGGCGACCACUGGAACGGGCAGUUUAUUCAGGAGUCGAGCAACCGGCAGAAGGGUGCGUCGGUCAUCUGUGCUCUCAACGACGCGUACAUGGGAUCGUCGGUGGAAGCCAACUUUGCGCCGACCUCGUCGUGGGUGGCGGCAACGGUGAACGUGCUCUCGGCAACUUUCACCGACAUGUUCAAGAUCAAUACCAUCGACACUCAGAACGGCAUCCCGGGAGUUCUCUACGGGCGGUACGCUGGUGACACGUAUGCAGGUGGCAACCCGUGGAUUCUCACCACCGCCGCGCUUGCGCAGCUGCACUAUCGGGCUGCAAGCGAGGUGGUCAACGUUGGCAAGCUGCCGCAUGACGCGCUCCCGCACUAUGCCGAGAUGUUCGGCGAGAGCGCAGAGUCGCUGGGUAAGCUCUCCGUCGCCAACUUUGCGCUUCGGCUCGCAUCGGCCGGCGACGGCGUUCUCGAGCGCAUUCGCUAUCAUGUUGCUGGCGCUGGCUUCCACCUCUCGGAGCAGCUCGACCGCGACACCGGGUUCGAGAUGUCGGCCACCGACCUCACCUGGUCUUACGCCAACGUGCUCAAGGCGGUUGCUGCUCGCGAUGCCUUUGUCGUUGCUUACGAGCGCAUGAUGGCUUGAGUCGUAAAACGCAAGAGCUAUGUGGA